GCAAGGAGAGAGGACAGUCAAACCGCUCGCUGACUGCGCCGAGUUUUAUUCCUUCUCGCCGCUCCACCACUCGCGCCCCCGCUUUCCCCCUACUUGCUGCCCUAUUUUAACCCCUCGCCCCUCUAUAAAUGGCGCCCCCUCCCUCUCUCCUUAUCCUAGACGGCACACACCACAGCACCUCGCUGAACAGAAAGAUCAGCACACACACACGCCACUUGUACACCAACCAUGGUGCCCAGGGCGGCGGAGAAGUCGCCGGUGCCGCCGGUCACCGGACUCGGUCUCGGCAUCGGCGGUGGUGCAGGAGGCGCGGGCAUGGGGCCGCACUACAGAGGUGUCAGGAAGCGCCCGUGGGGACGUUACGCCGCGGAGAUCCGUGACCCGGCUAAGAAGAGCCGCGUGUGGCUGGGCACGUACGACACGGCCGAGGAGGCCGCCCGUGCCUAUGACACCGCCGCCCGCGAGUUCCGCGGCGCCAAGGCCAAGACGAACUUCCCGUUUCCGUCCCAGUGCCCCGUCGCCACCGGCGGCGGCAGCCCGAGCAGUAACAGCACCGUGGAGUCUAUCGGAGGCGGCAGCGGCUGCGGUGUCCAGGCGCCUAUGCAGGCCAUGCCGCUGCCUCCAGCCCUCGAUCUCGAUAUCUUCCACCGGGCGGUCGCCGGCGGUGGCAUGAGGUUUCCUUUCAAGGGUUACCCUGUCGCUCGCCCGGCACCGCAUCCGUACUUCUUCUACGAGCAUGCGGCAGCUGCCGCGGCCGCCGCGGCCGGCUACCGCAUGCUCAAGGUAGCGCCGCCGGUCACCGUUGCAGCUGUCGCGCAGAGCGAUUCCGACUCCUCGUCGGUGGUUGAUCACACACCUUCGCCACCGGCGGUUACCGCCAACAAGCAGGUCGCCUUCGACCUGGAUCUGAACUGGCCGCCGGCGGCGGAGAACUAGGCCCACCGGAGUUUUUAGCUGACGACUUACUAGUUUCUCUUUUGCCUUGAGGAGUAUUACAUAUUUGUUUCGGUCCUCUUCCUGUAUUUUUGUUUAGUAGCCUGUGGGAGACGGAGGAGCCUUGUGUAAAUAGUUUUUCCGCUGAGGACGGAAUUGGUAUGAGAUCUGUUCGUUUGUCUAA
Phragmites australis (common reed) is the source of this 1117-nucleotide messenger RNA. RefSeq names its product ethylene-responsive transcription factor 4-like. Gene Ontology annotation, molecular function: DNA binding; DNA-binding transcription factor activity. Bases 229 to 936 code for a protein of 235 amino acids. NCBI's taxonomy places the organism in Eukaryota, Viridiplantae, Streptophyta, Magnoliopsida, Poales, Poaceae. The record is from RefSeq and is a predicted model, not a curated record. Gene Ontology annotation, biological process: regulation of DNA-templated transcription. The transcript has a single exon.